AAGAAGAAAGAAGCUAACCCCAUCCUUCUUCAACCUUGAAGCAAAGUGAGGAGAAGGAAAAAUGGAGAUUGAAUCAGUUAGAUGUGAGUGUUGUGGAUUGAAAGAAGAUUGCACCCAAGAUUACAUCAAUGGUGUUAAGGCCAAAUUCGAUGGGAAAUGGCUCUGUGGGUUAUGCUCAGAAGCUGUUAGAGAUGAAGUUAGUAGGAGCAAGAAGAAGCAAUUCGGUGUUGAAGAAGCUGUUGAAGCUCACAUGUCGUUUCGUGGCGAAUUCAAAUCCAAUCCGGCGGUUCGAGUAGCCGACGGCAUGAGGCAGUUGCUGAGAAGGUCGGGAGGUAAUUCACCUUCUUCUUCUAAGAAGUUCACCAGAUCAGCUACCACAAAACUGUACUAAUUGCUCCUAAAAAAACAAAGAAAAAGAAGAGGAAAGGCCUUUA
Hibiscus syriacus is the source of this 434-nucleotide messenger RNA. RefSeq lists its product as uncharacterized. Lineage: Eukaryota; Viridiplantae; Streptophyta; Magnoliopsida; Malvales; Malvaceae. The transcript has a single exon. Bases 62 to 391 code for a protein of 109 amino acids. The record is from RefSeq and is a predicted model, not a curated record.